CCUUCGUUAGUAAGAAUAUCUCUCCCUCGCUCUGUUUUAUGCUUCUUCUUCGCUCUGUCUCUCUGGUGGUUUCUUUCUCUCAUCUGAUCCCAUCAAUUAUCAGACCGCCUAGGGUUUCCAAGCAUUAAUCAUGGAAUCUCAUGAAGAAGAGAUGAAUAUAUACUUGAAGGUCAUUAAAACAAUUGCCUUGAAGGUGAAGACAUCGGAGACAAUUAAAAAUCUAAAAUCUAUCUUACAUGAGAAGGAAGGCAUUUCAGAAAAUUUGCAGGAGCUCUUUUUCACUGGUAAGCAACUCAAGGAUGACCAGAAGCUGGUUGAUUAUGGCAUUCAGACAAACUCCACUCUCCAUCUUGUUCUCCAAAACUUGGAUUCAAUAAAAUUUUAUGUCCAUAUUCCAUCAUAUCAGAAAACAUUUGAACUUGAAGCAAAGAAUAGUGAUACCAUCCAAAACAUCAAAUCUUUGGUUCUGGCGAAAGAGGGCAUCCAAUCAGAUCGUUACAAUCUUUUCUACAGUGGAAUGCUACUUGAAGAUAACAAAACAUUGGCCUCUCUUAAAAUACAGGGGGGUUCUCUCCUUUAUUUGAUCUUUAAUCCAAGCGAUGUAUUGUCGGUUUUUGUGAAAAUGUCGACUGGAGAGACAGUGAAACCUGAAGUUAAGGUCCUGUAUACAAUUGGUGAUGUCAAGGCAAUAGUUGGGAGUAUGGUUGGUUUCUCGGUCAGUAAUCAAAGUCUAAUUUAUGCGGGAAAGCAACUUGAGGAUGGGAAGACCUUAGCUUCUUAUAACAUCGGAGAGAACACCAUGUUGGAGAUGUCGCCUUCUGCCUUUCAGAUAUUUGUGAAGGACUGGAAUGGAAAAACUGUAAUUCUUGAUGUGCAUCCACUGGACACUGUUGAGGGCGUGAAGAUCAAAAUUUUUAAUAAGCUGCACAUGCCGGUUAAGGUCCAGGGUCUUGUGUUUGCUGGAAAAAGACUCGAGAAUGACCGAGAUUUGGUUAGCUACAACAUCCAGAAACACUCCACUCUCCAUAUGGUUUUCUGGCCCACAACAUGGGUCAAGAAGAUGAAAGUUUCAGAUAUUGAAGGUCUUUUUUUUGGGCUACAAAGCUCCACUACCAUUCGUGGUUUGAAGGCUUUAAUAGAGAAAAUGUUGAAGAAGCCAGUGAAGGAAGUGUCCAUCGAUGGAUUAGCGUUGCAGGAUCACUCCUCUCUGGCUGAUUAUGCUAUCGAGCAGAACACAGAGUUGACUAUCGCUAUGGAAGUGUUUUAAGCGUGUUUCAGUAUUUAAUGUUUGGUGAAGUUAUCUGAACUGAAGGUUUCUUAUCGAAAUUUUGCAUAUAAAAAACUGCAGUAUACAUUUACCGCAAUAUCUAUCUUGUGAUCAUCUGCUUUAACUGUCAUCCUUUUGGACAUAUUUUAAGGAUGGAGAAAGUAACUCCAAUAUGAUGGUCCUUAGCAUUACUUCA
Camellia sinensis is the source of this 1463-nucleotide messenger RNA. Its product is annotated as polyubiquitin. The record is from RefSeq and is a predicted model, not a curated record. Gene Ontology annotation, molecular function: protein binding. Lineage: Eukaryota; Viridiplantae; Streptophyta; Magnoliopsida; Ericales; Theaceae.